This is a messenger RNA of Solea solea (common sole), 7806 nucleotides long. Its product is annotated as inactive phospholipase C-like protein 2. The coding region runs from base 375 to 3719 and encodes 1114 amino acids. NCBI's taxonomy places the organism in Eukaryota, Metazoa, Chordata, Actinopteri, Pleuronectiformes, Soleidae. The transcript is spliced from 7 exons. Gene Ontology annotation, molecular function: phosphatidylinositol-4,5-bisphosphate phospholipase C activity. Gene Ontology annotation, biological process: intracellular signal transduction; lipid metabolic process. The record is from RefSeq and is a predicted model, not a curated record.
GCACGUGCGCGACGCCUACACAAGUUUAGGUGAAGUGGGAACGAAUCCGGAGCAGAAAGCCGGCUCGCAGAGGAAACCACGGAUCUAAUUUUUAUUACUUCUUCAUUCAACGCUUCACUCGUGGAUUAUUCUUCACGACCGGCGUGCACACUGAGGAAGAACCAUGUGACCUGACAUAUAUUAUCUGCACCCGGAGAUGAUGAUGAUGAUGAGGAGGAGGAUGCUACAAAGCUUCACGGACAGGCCAGUCAGGAAAUCAGUGUGAAGCUGCAAAAACACAAGGCUUUGCUACUGACUGAGCAGCUUGUGUGUGUGUGACAGAGAGAGAGAGAGAGAGAGAGAGAGGGUGAGUGAGUGAGUGAGUGAGUGCCUAUAUGGCGGAGUUUGGGGAGGACGACAGCCUCCCAUCUCCAUUCAAUGACGAGGGAAACACGGCUGUGCCCGGCGAUGAGGCGGCGGGGAAGACGCAUUGCGAAUUGGUGUCGCUGGUGAAUGGAGACUGUGGGAUCCCGGAGAACAUGGUCGGCGCUCGCACCCCGAUAGUCGCUCCGGGCAACCAAGCCGGGGUGGAAACCGCAAACACCUCGGUCGGACUGGACGGCAAAAACGAGAUUCCACGCAGGAGCAGCAUUAUCAAGGAUGGUUCAAGACAACGUAAAGAAAGAAAGAAGACGGUUUCAUUCAGUAGCAUGCCUACUGAGAAGAAAAUUAGCAGCGCAAGUGACUGCAUUAAUGCAAUGGUGGACGGCUCAGAGUUGAAGAAAGUGCGAUCCAACUCGCGCAUUUACCACCGCUACUUCCUCCUCGACGCCGACAUGCAGUCUUUGAGAUGGGAGCCCUCAAAGAAGGAGUCAGAAAAGGCCAAAAUUGAUGUAAAAUCCAUCAAGGAGGUUCGGACAGGGAAAAAUACGGACACUUUUAGAACUAAUGGCACCUAUGAUCAGAUAUCAGAGGACUGUGCUUUCUCAGUCAUCUUCGGGGAGAACUAUGAGUCCUUGGACUUGGUGGCAAACACUGCAGAUGUAGCAAACAUAUGGGUAACAGGACUGAGAUACCUGAUCUCCUAUGGGAAACAUACGUUAAAUAUGAUAGAGAGCAGUCAGAACAACAUGCGCUCAUCGUGGCUAGGUGAACUUUUUGAUGAGGCAGACGGUAACAAAAGCAAACAAAUAACGAUAUGUGCCGCUGUGCAGCUUGUCAAAAAGCUGAAUCCAGGACUUAAAAAUGUGAAAAUAGAACUUAAGUUCAAGGAGCUUCACAAAUCUAAAGACAAAGCAGGUACUGAUGUGACAAAAGAGGAAUUCAUUGAGGUUUUUCAUGAUCUUUGUACCAGGCCAGAAAUUUAUUUCCUCUUUGUUCAGUUCUCCAGCAACAAAGAGUUUCUAGAUACGAAGGACUUGAUGAUAUUUCUUGAAGCAGAGCAGGGAAUGGCACAAGUGAGUGAAGACACCAGCUUAGAGGUAAUUCAGAAGUAUGAACCAUCCAAGGAGGGCCAGCUUAAGGGCUGGCUGUCUCUCGAUGGUUUCACCAACUAUCUUAUGUCAGCAGAGUGCCAUAUAUUUGACCCUGAACAAAAAACUGUUUGCCAAGACAUGAACCAGCCGCUGUCCCACUAUUACAUUAAUGCAUCCCACAACACGUAUCUGAUCGAAGAUCAGUUCAGAGGUCCUUCAGAUGUGACCGGGUACAUCCGCGCCCUUAAGAUGGGUUGCCGCUGUGUAGAGCUGGAUGUGUGGGACGGGCCCGAUAACGAACCUGUUAUUUACACUGGCCACACAAUGACAUCGCAGAUCGCUUUUCGCAGUGUCAUUGAUGUCAUCAACAAAUACUCCUUUGUUGCGUCUGAGUUUCCACUGAUACUGUGUUUAGAAAACCAUUGCUCGUUAAAGCAGCAGAGAGUCAUGUUUCAACACCUCAAGAAGAUCCUUGGAGACAAAAUGUACAUUGUUUCUCCUAAACCAGAGGACUGCUACCUUCCCUCUCCUUCUGAACUAAAGGGAAAGAUCUUGCUGAAGGGUAAGAAAUUAAGCACAAACUGUACCGCUUCAGAAGGUGAGGUGACCGACGAGGAUGAGGGUGCAGAGAUGUCUCAAAGGAUGAGCAUCGAGUCUGCAGAACAACAGACUAUCGCGUCCAAGAAAUUCCAGUUGUCAAAGGACCUCUCUGACCUGGUCACCUUAUGUAAGUCUGUGGAGUUCAGAGACUUCCCAACUUCAUUCCAGAGUCAGAAGCACUGGGAGCUCUGCUCUUUCAAUGAGGUCUUUGCCAGUCGCUGUGCCACUGACUUCCCCGGUGACUUUGUGAACUAUAACAAGAAGUUCCUGGCACGGGUUUACCCAAGCCCCAUGAGGAUCGACUCCAGCAACAUGAAUCCCCAAGAUUUCUGGAAGUGUGGUUGCCAGAUAGUGGCAAUGAACUAUCAGACUCCAGGCUUGAUGAUGGAUUUAAACAUUGGUUGGUUCCGUCAGAAUGGGAACUGCGGCUUUGUGCUGCGUCCAGCCAUCAUGAGGGAGCAGGUUUCGUAUUUUAGUGCCAACACUAAAGAUUCGGUGCCUGGUGUUUCUCCGCAGCUCCUACACAUCAAGAUCAUCAGUGGACAGAACUUCCCCAAACCAAAAGGCUCAGGUGCCAAAGGAGAUGUAGUUGACCCCUAUGUGUAUGUGGAAAUCCACGGCAUUCCUGCCGACUGCGCUGAGCAAAGGACUAAAACGGUCAACCAGAAUGGGGACAACCCUCUCUUUGACGAGAGCUUUGAGUUUCAGAUAAACCUCCCAGAGCUCGCAAUGGUGCGCUUUGUGGUGCUGGAUGACGACUACAUUGGGGACGAAUUUAUUGGCCAAUACACAAUCCCCUUUGAGUGUCUCCAGCCAGGCUUCCGCCACGUACCGCUUCAGUCUCUGACCGGGGAAGUUCUGCCACAUACCUUGUUGUUUGUUCAUGUGGCCAUAACGAAUCGAAGGGGAGGCGGUAAACCACACAAAAGGGGCCUGUCUGUGCGAAAGAGCAAGAGGAGUAGAGAGUAUGCCAGCAUGAGAGUGCUAUUGAUCAAGGCUGUGGAUGAUGUCUUCAAAACGGCCAUUCUGCCACUCAGGGAGGCAACAGACCUCAGAGAAAACAUGCAGAAUGCCAUAGUGUCCUUUAAAGAGCUGUGUGGGCUUUCAGCGGUGGCCAACCUGAAGCAGUGCAUCUUGGCGCUUUCCCCUCGACUCACUGGACCCGACCUCAACCCGCCCCUCCUUGUGUUCAACCUCAAUGACCAGUACCCAAACUUGGAGCCCCAAGGCCUGCUGCCAGAGUUCCUCAAGAAAGUCGUCACCACCUAUGACAUGGUGAUCCAGACCAGCAAGACUCUCCUGGAGACCUACGAGGGUGUAUAUGAACGCAUUCUACAGACACAAAAAGCAGCGAUGGAAUUUCACGAGAACCUCCACGACUUGGCUGCAAAGGAGGGGCUGAAGGGCAGGAAGCUGCACAAGGCGGUGGAGAGCUUCACUUGGAACAUCACCAUCCUGAAGGGCCAGGCAGACCUACUGAAGCACGCCAAGAGUGAGGUCCAGGAGAACCUCAAGCAGAUCCACUACGCCGUGCUCACCUGUAACCUGAGCAAAGGUGGCGCGGCGGGCGGCUCUUCGGGCUCGGAGUCGAAGGGCAGGCGCAGCCUCGAGGCCAUCCAGGAGAAGGCCACGGGGGUGGAGGAGUUCAACGACGAGGACGACUGAAGACCUUCAGUCCCCCUGGAGACCACAACUAGACAUCUGUGCUGCUCCUGCCUCCUGAGCUCAAAAACCCAAACGCUCUCUCCUCUCUCCUCACCCUCUCGGUCUCUUGUCUUUACCCUGACAUCACCACUCCACACACGCACACCAGUGUUGCUCCACAUUCCAUCAAGUGCAUUCCUGUAUCCCCGAGCACAGCUGUAACCUCUCACAGACGUCUGCCUUGUAAUCAUCAGUUAAAUGCCACCACAACUCCACCAUUUAAAUCUUCACAUCACAGGAAAGGUUCUUGGAAAAGCACUGUCAUUACUUUUCUUAAGUCUUAAAAUGUUGCACUGAAGCAGGUUUUUUCCCUCCUCCUCCUCCUCGUGUCCGAGAGGCUUAAAUAUUAGAAUAUAUACUGUAUUGUUGUUUUUUUACAGUACACUGUGCAGCGUUGAAGUGUGACCGGCGAGCAGCUGAUCAGGUUUCCAUCGCGAGUCGAUCUCUCCCUGUGAAUGAGUUUGAAGGAUGUCACAAUCCACCAUUUCCUGCCAGCUUAGCAAAACAUAAACUAGACUACGGGAAUUUUUACCACCGAUUUAUCCCAGAUGAGUUGAAGAUUUCACCGAAAUUUGUGACGAGAUCGGAGUCACUGUUCAGAGCUCAGUGAGCAGUUUCACUCUCCGUGAAGGCUGAAACCGUGUCUCGCCACGGUGUCGUCGUUAAAAUACGGAAGGAGGCAGAUUUAUUUGCUCUCUCAUCGUCCUCCUCCUCGUCCUCACAUACACUUUACACAGAGGUGAAAGAUGGAGCGAGAGAUAAUUCCUCACUCAGCUCAAAUACCCCAGCAUAUAUACACAGAGUAGCAUCCACCUUAUUUAUCAGGGGGGGACAUAAUUCCUGAUAAUCUGUGAGGUUUAGGUUCUCUCACAGUCAAAACAGUCAACAUUCAACACGGUUAUGCCGAUCGCUUGAUUGUUUCCUAAAAGGCUUUUCUUCCAUUUUAAUAAACAACUGUGUAGCGGGGGUUGUCUUGGAGCUCUGGUCGCUGACAGACCGUGAUGCAAUUUUUUUUUUGUUCGCAUCGUGCCCCUCGAGUUCCUGGUAAUCUGAAAAGUCCCUAGUAGUUCGGGGCGAGGGAAAGUUAUUCCCUGGGUGAUUUCCAGUUUUUCAAAAAUCCCAGGAAAUAAGAAAAAAUUCCUGCGGUGGCUGUAGAAUUUUUGCUCAAAAUGCCCAUCCCUAAUAUUAGGGGUGAAUAUUCAGCGUCUUUAGAGCAACAGAAAAGUCUUGUUUUUUUUGUUUUAGGUGCUCAACUUUACGUUUUAACCCUGUGAAGAGGAUAAAAGCUGCAUUAAAUACUCGCUUUAAGCUUCAAGCAAAAAUACUGAAAAAGGGGAAUAUUUACAGAAAAACAUAUCAUAAUUAACAACAAUAAUAAUAAUAAUAAUCUAUCUACACCCCCCUGUGUCUCAUUUCCUGUUUGAGCUGCGUGGGGGGGGGGCGGAGUCAACUACCAGCCAUGUGACUGAUAAAAAUAAUACUGUUCAGAGACCGAUGCACUUGUUCUACUCAGUGGACACACAGAUUUACCCUUGACAGACACAGAGACAACACAAACAAGAAAAAUGAAAAGGAAAACCGUGGAUUUGUCGUGACCGAUUUUCUUAAAGCACAAUUUUUCUGUGAAUGUACCAGGACAGAGGGACAGAGGGACAAAGAAACUCAGAGGGAAACGGAAGACGUAAAAGAAAAGAUGGAGAAGAAGGAGAAGGAAUCGAAUAUGAAUGAGAGUAAAGAGUUGUUUACAACACUGAACUUGUCCAUGUUCUUGUCUGCCAAAAUAGUACAACAUACUACAAUGUGUAAAUAUCUGAAGUUUCCUGUUAUUCCUUUUUCUGCAGAGUGCAUCAUUUUAUUAUUGUAUACUUGGAAAUAUAAGAUUUAUUUUAUAAAAGAUAUAUAUAUAUAUAAAUAUAAAUAUAUAAACAUGUCUGUGGGGGAAGAAAAAAAGAAAAACUUAAGUUUUAUUCGUCUUGUAGGUUUCCCCGGCAGAGAAACAUCGUCUCAAACAUCGCAAAAACCAGCAACUGCACGAGAAGGAACCACGACUGGACUGGUGUGGACGCAGACUUAUUUUCAUAUGUUUUAGCGGUUUAUGUUGACGUUUAUUACACGGUCCUCCCAUUUCACUAUCAACUGUAUGCUCUUGAGUAUUUUAACCAAAAACAAACAACUCAUUCCACUGUUACUUUCAGACGUUUGUGAAAAGUGCCAGAUGCAGUAUUUUUUGUUCAGAUGCAGUCUUUAUUGUUCUUUUUUUUUGUUUUAAAUGUAUAAUUCAGGUAAGAGUAUGUUCCCAGACUGUUGCACUGUCGUUCAAAAAUACUGCAGUGAUAAAUUUGAAAACUCAUCCCUUUGUUUAUUUGUGAGCAAGUUUGAAUCUACACAUUUACGCCACUUUAUUAGGUACACAUGGUGUUUUUUUGGUUUUUUUAGAGAUGGUCUUCUGCAGAUUGUUUGGGCAGCACAAAUCCAGGGGAAUUAGCAAUAAGAUUCUAUUAUUAUUGUGUGUAUUUUUAUGGUUAUUACAAAAUGACUGCCACGAAACUGUAGUUUUGUGAAAACUAAAUGUGUCAAAAAUGUGAGAUUGGACUGGGAUCAGUUUGCUUGUUUCAGUGUUUUUAAAUCAUUGUAGCAAUGAAAAUUGCAGGCGGGGGAAAAAAAGUUAUAUUAGGAAUGAAUAGGGAACGCUUUAAAGGAAAAGUUACGAAAAACGUGGCGUCCACACGCGUCAUCAUACUUGAUAUAUCUGCGUUUUGAUAGCUAUAACAUUGUUUUUUUGGGACUGUGUUGUAUUUCAUUGUCAAAGGAAAGUUUCUUUACCUACCGACCCACUCAUCUACCUACCCAUCUAAAUAUUGUGGGGGAAAAAACAUGAGGAAUGAAUAGGGAAUAAUUCAAUGGAAUAGUUAAGAGAAACCCAGCGUCCACACACGUCAUCAUACUUGAUAACUCUGCAUUUUGAUAGAUAUGUUUUUUUUCGGGGGGCGUUUAAGGAAGUCUGGAAUAAUUUAGAUUUCUUUUGUUCGGUGUGUAUUUCAGUAAAAUACUCUCUAUCGCGUUCUUCACCACGAACACACUAAAAGUGUAAAAAACUCAUGUUGUAUUUCUUCUAAAAGGGGAGAAGAAAAUGUGUUUGCACAUUUGGAGAAUUAUAGCUUUGAAAUAGUUGGAAAAGUGAUAUCGAGUCGUCCCUGUUCGACCGGACGUGAUGACAUCGCGCUUACUGGAGCUUCUCUCCCUGAAGAUUUUCUCAAAAGCAAUGUUUUCCUUAUAUCAUUUCUGAUAUUACAGAAACAUCAAAUCGUAGCAACACUUGCCUUCUGGCCUCGAGUCUUCUUCUCAUUGACACGUGACGCGAGAUUUGCCUUUAAGAAUCACCCAGUAGAGCAGAGCUCAUCCUGUUUUCUCUCAUUUCUCAUAAAUGUGGUUAGAGUUAGAAAACCCUCCUCUGACCUCUGGCAUCAACGAGGCACUUUCACCCAGAAAAACUGCUGCUUAUUUUUUGGAUCAUUCUCAAUAAAACAGUCGAGGAGAAUCCCAGGAGAUCAGCAGUUUCUGAACAACAACCACGCCACGGUUAAAGUCACUAGUUUUUGUCUGUGUUGUGCAGAUUAUUUGCAUUAACAAGCGAGGUAUGUGAGGAGCAGGUGUACCUAAUAAAGUGGCCGGUGAGUGCGUCUCUCAGGAGUCUAGCAGACAUUGAAUGGGAGGCCGUGUACAGAAGCAAAAAAAAUUAUAAUAACAAUUAAAUUGUCAUCACUGGAUGUGCCGUCACUGUGCCUCAUGUCGCAUCGCGUUCACAGUUCAUCGCUGCGUUUUCUGGGAUUACGUUUGAGGAGCAGGUCAGGAUUAGGAUUAAACCUGCUGAGUCAAAUGAGCCACGACCGCUUUUGGAAGAAUUCAAACUCGGCUUCACAAUCAUUCCUGCUGAUCGUAGAAUUAUAUCCACAGUUACCCUGUUACUGCCAAACUCAGUCCUACUGUUUGAUAUUCAUUUCUCAGUCCACAACUGUGUCGUCCAUUAAAGAUUCAUGUCAGAAAAACA